AAACCUUAUUUUGCUUCUGUAAAAGUAGAGAAAUUCUUAUUAUUUUGAGCAUUGUUUGUAGUACAAGGGGAGUGCUUGAAAUCUUGGGUUGUGUUCAGUUGGCAGGAUUGUAUUUGGAGGGGAAAGAUCGUGAGGAAUUGAGAGCAGAUGAACAGGGAAAUGAAACAACACCUGCCAAGUCAACACCUCACAUGUUUUGCAAAACGCUUACAGCCUUAGACACCAGCACUCAUGGGGGGUUCUCAGUCCCUCGCAGAGCUGCUGAAGACUGUUUUCCUCCUUUGGAUUAUAAGCAGCAGAGACCCUCUCAAGAGCUUGUUGCCAAAGACCUGCAUGGUGUGGAAUGGAAAUUUAGACAUAUUUACAGAGGUCAGCCAAGGCGGCAUCUGCUCACUACUGGCUGGAGUAUCUUUGUUAACCAAAAGAAUCUCGUUUCUGGAGAUGCAGUUCUGUUUCUAAGGGGUGAAAAUGGAGAAUUGAGAUUGGGAAUCCGAAAAGCUGCUCGACCAAGAAAUGGUCUUCCUGAAUCAAUUGUUGGUAGCCAGAGUUAUUAUCCCAAUUUCCUUUCUUCUGUGGCCAAUGCUAUAUUCGCGAAAAGCAUGUUUCAUGUUUUCUACAGUCCACGGUACUAUAUUAAUGGAUCAGAUUUUUUGUUUUGCAAAAUGUUUGAACUUCAUACUCUAAUUAUUGGACCUUUGAUUUCCAUUUUGUCGUGGAAACUAUAGAUGAUUCAUUAAUUU
Molecule: messenger RNA, 740 nt
Organism: Cajanus cajan (pigeon pea)
Lineage: Eukaryota; Viridiplantae; Streptophyta; Magnoliopsida; Fabales; Fabaceae
Source: RefSeq, a predicted model, not a curated record